UUUAAACGAGACGGCCUUCGUAAGACGAACGGAAACGGAACGGAAACGGAACGUAACAUGGUUGCUAUGACAGCACGCCACUCUUUAACAAGCGCGAGCGUUUUGAGUGAGAAGGAACAAAGUCACUUUAGAAGGGAAUGUAUGAGGUAAAUUUGAGGAGUUGUAAUGAUGUAAAGAGAAAAGAAAUAGAUUUUACAGGUGUAGUUUUAGUCAAAUACUUUAUUUUAAUUAUAUAUUAAUAUAAUUAUAGAUAUUAUGUACUCUGCACCCAUCUACUGAGGUACUUCAACUUGGGAAUUAACAUUAUUUGCGUUUGAACAUCAUAUUUACGGGCAAAUUGGCGUCAUUUUUUUUUUUUUUUAGACAUUUCCGUUGAAGCAAAGAAUUGUGGGUUGUGAGUGCCCACGAAGGAUACACCUCAUGCAUCCUCCGAAUUCCCGUGAAAGAAGGUCGCAUUCGAAGGCUGCAUUCGAAGUGUCCUACUCGCUUUUCUGAAACGAGACAGCCUCGAUGACGUAUGCGGCCGACAAAUGCGACCUCCGGAGGACGCAUCCUUCCAAACGAGACACAGCCGUAAAAUACUAUGGAACAAAAUUGCUCCGUGUCAAAAUCUGUCCUCUGCACAUUGCUAGAUAAAAAUUAUCAAUCCGAGUAUGUUUUUUUUUUUUUUACCCACAAAAGAGAUCAGGAGGCGUACCGGCCCGAGUCGAUAAGACAUAUGUUGUUUUAUCAUCAUAGCUUUAACUUAAGAGUAUUUUGUCAAGUCACGGUGUCCUGUUUCCUUUAGAUUUACCAAUGGUGGUGAUGUUUGGAAAACACAUCUCUCAGAAGAGGUCCUGUCUCAGUUUAUUUGCAUGUAGGACUGGCCAAGCAUUUGUGACACUGCAGGUGGACAGUGCUGUACUGCAUUUAGGUUGUGAGACCACAGAUCUGACUCUAUCUCUGUCCAAACUCACUGACACAGAAGUCAAAUGCCUGCUUUUUAAGAUGGCUGACAGCCUGACACAUCUAGAAAAUGGAGCUGAUACAUCUUCAUUUAGUCCCAUCAACAGCCCUCAGAACAGAACGAAUGUAUUUGAACCUAGAAUACAGCAUAAGGAUCCAACAGUAGCAGUAAGAAAACAUCUUCCUGGGGCUUCUCUCAUCAACCCAGGAUCAAAAAAGGCCAACACCUUUACUGUUCCAGGUCAAAUCUGACCCAGAUAUGGUCUGAUCACUGACAAUGAUGAAGAAAGAAAGAACUUCUACAGAAAGAAGAUGAAAACUCUGACACGCUGGUGUCAGGAGCCAACCUCUCCCUCAGUGUCAGUAAGACCAAGGAGCUUGUGGUGGACUUCAGAAGAAAAGACAGAGA
Molecule: messenger RNA, 1354 nt
Organism: Myxocyprinus asiaticus (Chinese sucker)
Lineage: Eukaryota; Metazoa; Chordata; Actinopteri; Cypriniformes; Catostomidae
Product: protein PAXX-like
Exons: 6
Coding region: 796-1197 (133 amino acids)
Biological process (GO): double-strand break repair via nonhomologous end joining
Cellular component (GO): site of double-strand break; nucleus; nonhomologous end joining complex
Molecular function (GO): molecular adaptor activity
Source: RefSeq, a predicted model, not a curated record